This is a messenger RNA of Drosophila bipectinata, 1219 nucleotides long. It is a transcript of the gene mil, whose product is annotated as milkah. Gene Ontology annotation, cellular component: nucleus; chromatin. The record is from RefSeq and is a predicted model, not a curated record. Gene Ontology annotation, biological process: nucleosome assembly. Gene Ontology annotation, molecular function: chromatin binding; histone binding. Lineage: Eukaryota; Metazoa; Arthropoda; Insecta; Diptera; Drosophilidae.
CUUCAAAACCAAAUCGACUCAUUCCCACCUCGUCCGUCAAGGCAACACAUUAUAUUAUCCGAAUAAACAGAAAAAAACGUAUAAACUUAUCAAAACGUAUAUUAAUAAGUGGAAAAUACCUAUUAUUUAGUGUUUAGAAGUACUCUAUUGCAGGGAAACAUCCUCAAGAUGGCGAACCAAGCAGCAAAACACCUUCCAAAAAUGGAGGCCGUGCGCCAACGACCCGAAAAGAUAAAAUUCAACUCUUCGGAGCCUCUAGACUGUAAGUAUACUGAUGAAGAAGAAAAGACGAUCAUGCUUCUGAAGCAGCUUUACAUGGAUACAAUCAAUUUGGACGUGGCCAUGCAACGCGACAUUUACAACAUGGAAAAGUUGUACGAGGAAAGGCACAACGCCAUCUUCCAGAAGCGCAAGGAGAUCCUAGAUGAAUUUCGAAAAAAAAAUCGUGGGGACUCUACGCCCAAUGAAUAUGUCAACUUCUUUUGGCUACGGGUCCUAAAGGCUUCAUAUACUGAGUUUAUUAGCAAGAAGGACGAAAAGAUUUUGGCGCACCUGUGUGAUAUUCGCCCUCGUCUUUACAAUGAUCCCGUCGUAAAGUUUGAUAUUGAGUUCUAUUUCGAACCCAACGAAUUCUUCACCAACAGAAUUUUGACCAAGACAUAUUAUCUCAACUGCAAUCCGGAUCCAGCAGAUCCGCUUACUUAUGACGGAGCUGAGAUAUUCAAGUGCGAAGGUUGCACCAUUAACUGGAGGUCAGAGAAAGAUCGCGAGAAGAAAAAUGAAAUGGAUCAGUCUUCAUUCUUUGACUUCUUCUCGCCGCCUGUUUUGCCGGAAAGUGUAGACGAUCCGAAUUACUGCGACAUAAAUGCUAUUUUGCAAAAUGAUUUCGAGCUUGGCUUUUAUCUAAAGGAGCGAGUCAUUCCCAAGGCUGUUAUCUUCUUCACCGGAGAAAUCGCAGAUUGUCAGAGCUCAAGCGAUUCGGAAUCUGAUAACGACGACACAGAAGAUUCCGACCACGCAUAUGAGGAAGAAGUGUCCUCAAACAGCACAGAGAAUGCACCCAUAUCCUAAAAAAUUGGCUACAAUUUUUUACAUACUUUCUACACUGGUUAACGCAAUUUGUAACACCGAUUCCCACACCAAACAUAUGAGCAAUUGAUUGGUCUGUCCUUACACACAAAUAGCUACCAAAUACACAUUUCAUUAGAUGUAUACCAUA